UGGAAACCGGUGCAGCUGCGGGGAGAGUCGUGGCAACUCUUCCUCGAUUACUGUCACUUUUUCCGAUUUCAGGCUCCUUGGAGAGGACACAGUAUGCAUCAAAAGCAGAAAAUGGAGCCUGUGACCUUUGAGGAUGUGGCUGUGAACUUCAGCCUAGGAGAGUGGGCUCUGCUGGAUUCCAGUCAGAAGAAGCUCUACAGAGACGUGAUGAUGGAGACCUUUAUGAACCUGAUCUCCAUAGGGAAAACAGAGGAAAAAGAAAAUAUUGAAGACAACUACCAAAAUCUCAGAAAAAAUGUGAGAAGUCUGGUGGUUGAGAGGAGUUGUGACUACGGAGAUGUCAGUCAGUGUGGAGAAACCCAGCAACGGAUUCCAGAGCGUAUCAUUCAUAGAGACAUGCCUCCUGAAAUAUCAGUGUGUGAAAACAGUGUGCUUGCUAGAGACAUCCUUGUUCAUUCACUCUCAUAUGUGCACCUCAGAUGUGAAACUGCAGAAAAACCAUAUGGGUCUCAGGAAUAUGUGGAGAAGUGUUGGAAAGAUUCUACUUAUUCUGAGUCUUUUCAGACAAAGCGAAGUCCUCCUCGAGAGACACCCUAUCAAAAUAAGCAAUCUAAUGAAGCCUAUAGGAGUCUUAAUUCUGACCAGUAUUGUGAGCAAAUUCACACUGGAGAUAAACUCCAUGAAUGGAAGCAAGUUGAGAAAGCCUUCUGGAGGUACAGUUAUGGUCAAAUAUAUGAAAGAAUCACCAUUGGAGAGGAACCAUUUGUGUGUAAGCAGUAUGGUGAAGCCUUGGUUAAUUCUAGUCAUCUUAUUAAACAUGAAAUAAUUAACCCCGAAGAAAAAUGUUACACAUGUAAGCAGUGUGGGAAGGCAUUCAGAUAUUCCUCAUCCCUUCAGAACCAUGAAAGAAUUCAUAGUGGGGAGAGGCCAUAUGUUUGUAAGCAAUGUGGAAAAACCUUCAUUCGUUCCUAUGACCUUCUUAUCCAUGAAAGAAUUCACAGUGGAGAAAAACCUUACACAUGUGAGCAUUGUGGGAAAUCUUUCACCCAUUACAGCGGCUGGUAUAGUCAUGAAAGGAUUCACACUAGAGAGAAACCCUACGUGUGCACACAGUGUGGGAAAGCCUUUUCAUGCUCUACAUCGUUCCGGAGGCAUGAAAGAAUUCACACUGGGGAGAAACCUUAUCUAUGUAAGCACUGUGGGAAAGCCUUCACCCAUUCCAGUGCUCGUUACAUUCAUGAGAGAAUUCACACCGGAGAGAAACCCUAUGUCUGUAAGCACUGUGGAAAAGCAUUCCUCCGUGCCAGUCAUCUCAACAACCAUGAAAGAAUUCACACUGGAGAGAAACCCUAUAUUUGUAAGCAUUGUGGGAAAGCCUUCAUCCAGCGUGAUGCUUGUUAUAAUCAUGAAAGAAUUCACACUGGAGAGAAACCAUAUGUAUGUAAGGAAUGUGGAAAAGCAUUUAGGAUUUCCACCUCCCUUCGUGACCAUGAAAGAAUUCACACUGGAGAAAAACCUUACAUAUGUAAUUAUUGUGGGAAAGCAUUUAGGGUCUCCACAUGCCUUCACAAACAUGAACGAGCUCACACUGAAAAGAAACCCAGUGGGUAGAACUGAAGACCAUAUAGAUCAUGUGGCAUUAUCUUUGAUCGACUUGCUAUUAGGAAAGUGUAUGCAGGGUCAGUCAGAUGGCUCAGGGGUAAAAGCACUUGCCCUAAGCUUGAUAGCCAUAGUUGGAGCCUCAGAACCCAUGUGAAGAGAUAGAACUGAGUUCCCAAGGUUUGCCUCUAACUUGUACAUACGUGCUGCCAUUUGCAUGCAUACCCUCACAUAGAUGUAUAAAGAAAUAGGAUAAUUUAAAAUACCUUUUUAAAAUUUUGUUUUGUUUUGAGACAGGGUUUCACCGUGUAACCCCUUGGUUGUCUGCAACUCACUCUGCACACCAGGCUGGCCUUAGAGGUCCACCUGCCUCUGCCUCCUGAGUGUUGAGAUUAAAAGUAUGCAUGUCACUGCUGCCUAGCUAAUAAUUUAAUCUUAAUGUUUUUUGCUUUUAGUUAUUUGUAGUUAUGUGUGGGUAUGUGCAUGUGAGGGUUGGAGCACUCAGCAGUCAGAGGCAUCAGAGUCCCCUGGAGCCGGAGUUUCAGGAGCCUGUGAGGUUUCCCAUGUGACUGCUGGAAAUGCAGCUCGGGUCCUCCGGAGAGCAGAAUCUUCUGAGCCAUCUUUCCAGUCUCAUAGGUGUAAUUAAAAACAAAUCUAGAAAGAAAUAGCUGGAAUAGACCUUAAAAUGUGUAAAUUUGGGCACAUAUGAAAUGUGAUAUUGGAUAAAAACCAGUUCCAUCAAAUGUGCUAAGGCACAUUUUUUUUUGAAAGUUAUAUUUAACAUAAAUUAUGAACACAAUUCAUGAACAUUACAUUUACAUAGGUGUAUGUGCAUGGUGUCCACAUACAAGUGUGCAUGUGGAAUUGGAGUGCUUUCAGAGGUCUGUUCUGUUCUUUUCUCUCUGUAGGCCCUGAGAAGGAACUCAGGUUGCUUUUGAAACUGGUAUCUUAUCCUGCUGGGCAAUCUUGCUGUCCCUGCUUCAUGCCAUUUACUCAUUGGAGAAGUAGAUGCUAGAAAAUUACAAAAUUGAAUACAGUGGAUUUGCACACACCUGGGAGAGUUAAGAACUCAUUCCAACCAAUGAAAAAAAUUCAGCAUUAAAAAUAAUGUAAGUUGUAUGUUGUCUCAAAUAAGGUGAAAGAGAAUUCUCUUCUGUGUGUUGUAAAAGCAAGAAAACUGAGCACUCCAAAUAAAUGCUUCCUUUUGAAAGUC
Molecule: messenger RNA, 2812 nt
Organism: Mus pahari (shrew mouse)
Lineage: Eukaryota; Metazoa; Chordata; Mammalia; Rodentia; Muridae
Product: zinc finger protein 14-like
Exons: 4
Coding region: 94-1611 (505 amino acids)
Biological process (GO): regulation of DNA-templated transcription
Source: RefSeq, a predicted model, not a curated record